This is a messenger RNA of Eptesicus fuscus (big brown bat), 1826 nucleotides long. RefSeq names its product cylicin 1 (gene CYLC1). The record is from RefSeq and is a predicted model, not a curated record. Lineage: Eukaryota; Metazoa; Chordata; Mammalia; Chiroptera; Vespertilionidae. Gene Ontology annotation, molecular function: structural constituent of cytoskeleton. The coding region runs from base 36 to 1709 and encodes 557 amino acids. The transcript has 5 exons. Gene Ontology annotation, cellular component: nucleus; acrosomal matrix.
AUUGCUGCAGUCCUGGCAACAUAUAGGCAGAGAAAAUGUCUCUUCUAAGAUUACAAGCAGUAAACAUCAAACCAUAUGAUAAUUCCAUGCCAAUCAGAGAAUCAAGCAGAAAAUUAUGGAAUCAAGAAUGCUUCACUUUGACAUUUCCCAAACCACCUCAGCCAGGUAGAAAAAAGAGAUUAAGACCUUCAGAAUUACAAAUCACAGUUCCUAGAUAUGAUAAAAGAAAAUUGGAGGAAGUCCAUAAGCCAGCUCAUACAUGGAAAUGGCAUUUUUUAAGAAAAAGUUUCCAAAGGCCAUCCAAUUACUUCACUCUCAGGCAACAGGCUCCAUUUAGACAUCCCUAUACUCUUAAAGCCCAUCCUGAAAAAUUGAAAGAUGACAAUAAAAAAAUAACAUUUAAGAAAAAUUACAAGAAAAAUACUUGCCCACAUGAGACAACUAUAGAAUCCAAGGAAACAGGAAAUGAUAAAAAAUCUAAAAUAGCAAACAAAGAAGAUAAAACUCCAUCAAAAUCAUCACAUGCAAGUGAACUAUCUAAGAAGUCAAAGUACAAAUCUGGGACAAAUCCCAAAUCCAAAGAUUCUCAGACAGUCUUAAUGAUCCAUCCAAAAAAUAGUAGAGUUUUCAAAAAUUCCAAGGAUACAGAUACUGAACCCAUAUGUACAAAAAAGGAUUCUAAGAGCUCAAAGAACAAUUCUAAUGCCAAAUCUGAGGCUUGCUCAAAAAAUAAUUCCAAUAUGAAUUUAAUGCUAUAUUUAGAGGAGUCUGGUGAUGAAUCUAUGGAUUUUGAUAUGUGGUUAAAGAAUUACUCACAGAAUAAUUCAAAGAAGCCUUCAAAGAAAGAAUCAAAGAAAAGCUCUGAUGCUGAAUCUUCAGAUUCAAAAGAUGCAAAGAAGGAUAAAAAAGGUACAAAGAAAGGCAGCAAGAAGAAGAAGAAUGCAAAGGACACAGAGUCUACUGAUGCAGAAUCUGGGUCUGAAUUGGAGUCAAAAAAAAGUAAAGAUUCAAAGAAAAAUAAGAAAGCUUCAAAGAAAGAUGACAAGAAAAAGGAUAUCAAGAAGGAAGCAUUGUCAACUGAUGAUGAUCCUGAAUCUGAAUUGAUUUCAAAAAAGGGUGGAAAAGAUGAAAAAGAUAAUAAGAAAGGGUUAAAGAAAAGUGACAAAAAGAAGUCUGCAAUGAAGUCUGAAGAGUCUAGUGAAACUGAAUCUGAUUGGGAGUCAAAAAGGGAUAAGAAAGAUUCAAAGAAAGCUAAUAGAACUUCAAAGAAAGAUUCCAAGAGAAAGGAUGCAAUGAAAAACGUAGACUCUACUGAUGUUGAAUCUGAUGUGUCUUUCAAGAAAGACACAAAAAAGCCUGGAAUAAGCAAAAGUUCAGAUGCUGAAUCUGAAGAGUCAAUGUAUAAAGCUGGGUCUAAAAAGAAAGGAGUUUAUGAAUCAGAUGCAACAUCUACAGAUUCAAAGAAGGAAGCACUGGAAAGAAAAAGUUUUAAAACGUCAUUCAGAAGGACCACCUUUAAAGGAAGAGGAAAAAUCACAGUUACAGGUAGAGUUCCUCCAUCAAGAGAAAGUUCACUACCAUCUCCUUGUGAGCCUUUACAGCUAUCACCUAAGGUCAAACAUCUCUGUCGGUGCAAGUUGGAUCCUCCACAACCAAAAACAAGAUAUGCUCCUUUGCCUGAAGCAAAAUGGAUUCACAAGCUGCUUUAAAGAACAACUGAGCGCUUGGUUUCACAGAAUGGCCUUACCACAGUAAACCCCAGCUACUCUCAAAUGAGCAUUUAUACUUCUGUGGGACUGUAAUAAAUAAAAUCAAGUCUUCUGUGA